Molecule: messenger RNA, 1851 nt
Organism: Coccidioides posadasii C735 delta SOWgp
Lineage: Eukaryota; Fungi; Ascomycota; Eurotiomycetes; Onygenales; Onygenaceae
Biological process (GO): rRNA processing
Cellular component (GO): nucleus
Molecular function (GO): protein binding
Source: RefSeq, a predicted model, not a curated record
GCUGGCACUUAUUUCUCAUCUUGAUUCUGAAAGGUGCUCUGUAUCUGCUUUCUGUGGUCGGGCCGGAUCGAGUGUUCGUGAACCCUUUCGCCGAUUUCCUCCAAACAUUUCUUCCUACUCCAAAGCAACCAACCAGCGAGAGCUAGUUUCGAGAAGAGAAGAGCCGCGAACGGUGCACGGAAAAUGUCCUCGAUGAUAACGGCCACCGCAUGGGUGCGCCGUGGGAUCGCAGCCCAAUUUCCUGAAAAAUACGAACUGGACGAAGAUGAGAUUAAUAGAAUAUCGGAACUUGCAAGAGUUCAGCUUGAAGAUGCAAAAAUAGAUCUGAAAGCGGCGCGAGAAGGGAAUGGAGGUGAAGAGAUGGACAUGGAUGAAGGAGAACACGAAGCUGGAAGCUCCUCAAAGGUAGAGGGCAAAGGAAAAGGCAAAGAAGCCACCAAAGGCAAUGAGAAUGGAAAUGCCGAUGACGACGAUGAUUUGAAAGAGUACGACAUGGAACAUUACGACAGUGAUGUUGUCGAUGAGGACGGCGAGCAGGUCACAAUGUUCGGGAACGUUAAAUCUCUCGCCUAUCACCAACCCCACGAGCAAGAUCCGUACCUCGUGGUACCAGAAGGCGAGGAUGAGGACAAUGAAAGGGAAGAACUACAGAUCUUGCCAUCCGACAACCUAAUACUGGCCGGUAAGGUUGAAGACGAAGUCGCCCAUCUGGAAGUAUACGUGUAUGAGGAUGCGGAGGACAACCUCUACGUGCACCAUGAUAUUAUGCUUCCAGCCAUACCACUGUGUGUGGAAUGGCUGGACAUGCCUGUUGGAAGGGGAUCAGAAAACCGCUCGCACGGAAACUUUGUGGCGGUUGGUACCAUGGAGCCUGACAUCGAGAUCUGGGAUCUCGACCUGGUGGACUGUAUGUAUCCAAAUGCCAUCCUGGGGCAAGGAAGUGAAGAGGAAAGCACCGAUGCAAUAUCGAAGAAGAAAAAGAAGAAGUCGAAAAAGGCCAACGAUGGUUACCACGUAGAUUCCGUUUUGGCUCUUGCGGCAAACAGACAGCAUCGCAACCUGUUGGCUUCGGGAUCAGCGGAUCAGACCGUUAAACUAUGGGAUCUGAAUACGCUUAAAUGCGCUAAAUCAUACGCGAAUCACAAAGACAAGAUCUGCUCGUUGGACUGGCACCCGAAGGAGUCUACCAUCCUCCUCAGUGGGAGCUACGAUAAGACUGUCGUUGCAGCCGAUAUGAGAGCGCCAGAAGCGAAAACAGCGCGCUUCCACGUUGACAGUGACGUCGAAAACGUGCGGUGGGAUCCUCAUGACCCGAAUUUUUUCUACGUUACGACAGACAACGGCAUCGUUUACUGCCACGACAUCCGCAAUGCGUCCGCUAAGCCCGAGUCGAUAAGGCCGCUGUGGACGCUCCAGGCACACGAUUCCUCCGUAUCAGCGUUCGACGUCAAUCCCUGCAUCCCGGGCUUCAUUGCCACCGGGUCCACGGACAAACAGGUUAAGCUCUGGAACAUACAGGAUAACAAACCAAGCAUGGUGGUGUCGAGAAAGUUGGAAGUGGGAAAGGUCUUUGCUACUUCCUUCGCUCCAGACAAUGAAGUUAGCUUCCGCCUUGCUGUCGCCGGAAGCAAAGGCGUGGUACAAGUUUGGGACACGUCGACCAACGCCGCAGUUCGCCGAGCCUUUGCAGGUCGACUCGGCGCUUCCGUGCAGUUCAACGAAGCGAAGGAGGAACGGUUGGUGGGCGUUGCACAAGACGACAGCGACGACUCUGAUGAUGACGAGGAAAUGAAUGCAGAUGGGCAAGAGGGAGCAGGACGAGAUGGCUGGGAAUCUAUGGAUGAAGACUAG